CUCCGACCAUCAUAGCAACUUGACUGCUGUUUUCCUCCGUUCUUCACCUUUGCUGUGCGUCGCCCGUCAUCUUCCCUCGCUUGUCCACCAAUUAUAAUCUGCAGCAGCAUGCUGCUCCCAGUACUUAUGGCAAACGACUCGGCGCUGGCAGCACAGCCGUCUCUGCGACAGCUAGAGAAGAUGCCACUUACGCUGUAUAGAAAGACUCUGGACGACUCCAGUGAUGAAAUGACAUCGUGGGUGGAGACGCGGAUAUGGCUCAUGCUCGGGAUCUUCGUGGUCUCUUUAUUUGCAUCUUCCUUCCCUAGCCUCUCCCAGAGACUGCCCGGCGUACGCGUCCCGGGCAUCGUGUUUUUCAUCGGAAAGCACUUCGGGACGGGCAUCAUCAUCUCGACUGCUUUUGGACACCUCCUGCAGGAUGCCUAUGAAGCGCUGCUCAGCCCCGCAGUCACCCAGAGAUGGGCAGUGUCAAAAUGGGUGGGCAUGAUUGUCCUAGGCUCAUUACUCCUGAUUUUCCUCGUGGAAUAUAUCUCGACGUCUUAUGUCGAUCGCUUACAGUCAUACGCGUCUGAACCCCCCACGCCAUGCGAUACCCCUUCCACGUCCUCGCCCACCCCGCGCCGGCCGAGAUCACCGGUUCUCCUCUCCUCCGAAGCGUCGGUCACUGAAGGACACGUUGCUGACGCGCCGCUCCCGCUCGCACCGCCCGAGUCGUCGGCCGACGUAAGCGUUCCCUUCAGCGUCGAUGAAUCCACGCCCCUUAGCGACCACAGUGCCCCGGCCUACGGCACCGCAGCCCACCCUGCCGCGCGGCCCUCGAUGUACGCACACACCUUUCCGCGGGGCAAGAACGGCGGGAAGCGGCAGAGCACCAUUGCAGAGGCGAGCCAAAGUAUCUUUGCCGGCGGGCACCACCGACACGAAGAGCGGGGCUCGCAUGCUGAGCACCAUGGUAGCACGAAAGCCUGGCAGGGUUGGUUUGGGCUGGGUAAAGGCCGGGAGGAGGAGCAUAAUGAGGAGGUUAGGAGUGGGAGUGCGGGGAGGAAGGCGCACGACAAUGGGGCAGGGCGGCCUGAGCAUGUACAUGGCAACGGUCAUCCGCAUGCGCAGAACGGCCAUGACCAUGGUCAUCGCCAUGUGCAUAGCCACGGGCAUGUGCAUAUGGACAUGGAAAGGUGGUCCCCGGAGCGUGGGAGUGGGGAAGAGAGCGAUCUGGAUGGGCCGGAUGCGAAGGUGGGGAUGCGGAGGCAGGUCAUUGGGAUCUUGAUGCUGGAGAUCGGGAUUAUGUUGCAUUCCCUCGUCAUCGGCCUGACGCUCGCCAUCACCUCCGGCGGAGAGUUCACAUCGCUCGUCACGGCGAUCAUCUUCCACCAGCUCUUCGAAGGUCUGUCGCUCGGGAUUCGCAUAGCGACGCUCCCCGCUGCAGCCGCCCGAGAUGUCGCUGGCUUUAGUUUGCUCAAGCCCAUCCUCGCGCUUUCCUUCGCCGUCACGACUCCUAUCGGCAUCGGCAUUGGGCUCGCGGUGUUUGAACCUGGCCGCAGCGAGGGCGCGAAACUGACGCUCAUUCGUGGACUGAUGUCCGCUCUGUCGGCCGGGAUGCUGAUCUACGCGGCAUGCGUGGAGAUGCUUGCGGGCGACUUCGUGCUCGACCCGCACCUGUGGAGGAGCAGCAUCGCGCGCCAGACGCUCGCGCUGGUGAGCUUGUUGUUGGGGUGUGUGGCGAUGGGCGUCGUUGGCAUAUUGGGAGAAUGAACGCCCCAGGGGACACGAUCGUUACGUUGCAUCCGCGGCGCUUCGAGCGUCUGUCCAUAAAGCACGUGUACUGGGUCUGUGAUUACCUCUGUUUUAUGUCUCUGGAUUUGGAGAGAAAUUGUGGCAGGAACUGUAUACCACGCACUCAUGCAUGUUAGAACUCGCAUCGUCUGUGUUGUAGCAUAGUCUAAGAUAUUUUUGACUUUUGGUUGGUUGGUUGA
Messenger RNA from Fomitopsis serialis, 1973 nucleotides. RefSeq names its product Zinc/iron permease. Gene Ontology annotation, cellular component: plasma membrane. Gene Ontology annotation, biological process: zinc ion transmembrane transport. The record is from RefSeq and is a predicted model, not a curated record. Gene Ontology annotation, molecular function: zinc ion transmembrane transporter activity. The coding region runs from base 109 to 1752 and encodes 547 amino acids. The transcript has 10 exons. NCBI's taxonomy places the organism in Eukaryota, Fungi, Basidiomycota, Agaricomycetes, Polyporales, Fomitopsidaceae.